Molecule: messenger RNA, 1526 nt
Organism: Pocillopora verrucosa
Lineage: Eukaryota; Metazoa; Cnidaria; Anthozoa; Scleractinia; Pocilloporidae
Source: RefSeq, a predicted model, not a curated record
UUCUGUCACGCUUUAGUCGCACUUAAUUCCUAAAUUUAAUUCAAUUCGCAUUUCAAAAUGGCCACUAACUCGAAGCCGUCGUUUUUUUCGAACCUGAAUGUGAUAACGAUUGGAGACCUUAUCCAAAAGGACCUAGAGAAGGCUUAUUUUCUUCCACAACAACCGUCGUCGUAUUCCAAAGGAUACAGAUUUCAGAAUAGCACCAAAUACCAAGUAUUUGAUUCGCCUCCUCCACCGCUAAGUUUUAACCAGACCUUGUUUCCAUUGCGUAAUCUCGCAACAACCGGUGAUAAAAUUCAAUUGGUCAUGGAAAGUGAACCACCGUCAUAUUUAAAAGAACACUGGAAUAAUACGAUGCCAGAUUUUCCACUGGCAUCGGUGAAAUCUGUGGAUGAAGCGCUACUAGAUGACAUACCUAUUGUCACUUCGGCCGCGCUGCAGAGCAUUCCAGAACACAAACAGAGUAUUCAUCCCGAUCUUAUGUACAAGCUGCAACUGAAAAGCUCUAUACUCGAAAUUGGAGUACCAGUUCCUAAGCACAUGGAAGAAGACUCGAUCAGUUUUCCAUGUGUGGUUAAGGCUGAUAUGGGCUGGUGUGGUCGUGGAAGUCAGAUCGUUCGAGGCGAAGGGGAACUUACCUCCACAACAACUCAUAUCAGAGAUCUCUGCGGUUGGGACGGAAGAAUUGUGUUCCAAGAAUUUAUUCCAGGAGUUAAAGAAGUUCCCAGCUUUCAAUUCCAUCUUAGUAAAUCUGGUGAAAUGUUCUGGGUAGGAACUACGCACGGGAAAUUUGAUGGAUUAAAAUGGAUAGCCGCUACUGUUGAUUGGAGAAAGCAAGAGGAAUACAGAGAUCUUGUGCACGAAGAAUUUACAAUCCCUAUCAAAAACUACCUUCUAAAAAACGGUUACUUUGGUCUCGUUACGUUCGAGGUUUUAUUUACAGAUCACGGAAAGUUCAUGGUUGAUUUAAAUCCACGGGUGGGUGGUGAAACAAGUCACCUUCUUCUCGCUCGGUAUAUGGCAUCGGUGUUUGGUCUGAAGCACUCUGCAAUGUUUUCUGAAAAUACGCACAAUGUCUCCGGUAAGUGGUUGGUUCAGAAGGCGAACGGUCUAAACGAGAAGAUUGAAGGGAGAAUUGUAAUCUUAGCUGUUGCUGACGAGCCUCAUGGCUGUAAUUCAGACGUGUCUGUCUUUGCUCAGAGUGCCGAAGAAGUUCAAGAUAUUUUUGGAACACUCACAAGUUAAAUAAGAAUCGCAAGGAUGGAGAUUUUAUUAGCAUAUUAUUAGCAUUUUCUCUUUUUACAUGAUAUAUACUUUAGUUUCUUCAAUUCUCUCUAUUAUAAUAUAUACUUCAGGAAUGCGCAUCUGAUCAUAGUCAUGUACGGAUGCGCACUAGAAAUGAAUAAAUUAUUAUUAUUAUUAUUAUUAUUACCCUACCCUCGAGACGCAAAAUUUACUCUUGUGUUUCGUUGUAAUCUAAAAUUUCAUGACCUAUGUUACGUCGUAUUAUUCUACAACACUGUUGA